AUGGAGACUCGACCAGGCGACUACCCGAUUCUCAGUCUCCCUGUCGGUGAAAUGAAGCAUGAGUAUGAUGUCGUGGUUGUUGGCUCGGGAUAUGGAGCCGGCGUUGCGGCGAGUCGCAUGGCGCGGGCGGGGAAGGGCGUUGCGGUGUUGGAGGUGGGGAGGGAAUGGAGGGGGCUUGGCGGGGGCUCCCUCAUCAACGCGGGUGUUUUCCUCGAAGCAACGCCCGAGGUGAUACAGAUGAGUGCGUGGCCGGCGGAAAUCAGAGAGGAUCCGGAUGCAAUGGCUGAAUACUACGCCCGCGCCUCGACAAUGCUGCAGCCAACGCCUUACCCAGAGACGGACCUGCCCGCUAAGACGAAGCACUUGGAAGAUACCGGCCAGCAAUUCGGCAAAGCAGGGAGCUUCUCCCGUGUCCCGCUAACCACGUUCUUCGAACGAGGCCGUAACGCCAGUGGCGUGUCGAUGUGCGCAAAUCAAAGGUCCGGGCGCGAAUCCACUGGUCUGGACGAUGGGUCGAAGAAUUCGAUUCCUGUGACGUACUUGGUGGAUGCUUGGGUGUGGGGAGCGGAGAUCUUCUGCGGGUGUGAGGUUCGGUAUCUUGAAAGGGAUGGCUCGUCCUAUAUUGUGCAUUUUGUUUGCCAUGAGAAGAGCGGCCGCAUCGGAGAGCAGCAGCUGUCGGUGAGGGCCAAAGAGUUCUGCUUCCUGGGUGCAGGGGCGCUCGGGACGACUGAGAUCCUCCUCCGCUCGAAGAAGCACGGCUACAACAGCACCAAAGAUAUAAAUGGCGUAGCGGGCAGUAACAGGCCCGGUCCAACAAUUACCAGCAUGAUUGACCUCCGGGAAGUGAAUAACCCAUUGGAAGGGUAUAUCAUCGAAGAUGGAUGUAUUCCGGAGCCGAUUGCGCCUGUGCUGCAAAUACUUCUCAUCUUGCAGACUAUACUGAACUUCAAGUUUCUCUCACUCCUUUGCAGCCCACUUCAGCAGAUACGGCGGGUCAGAGCGGUGCUCAAGUCCCUCCUUCUCGGCCCCUUGGUCCCCGGCGGCGCAAUGCAGCGCACAGCAACAUACCUGAUCAUGUCGCACGACAGCAACGAAAUCACCAUGACCAUGAGAAACGAUGAGCCGCGUCUUGAAGCCGUUGGGGAGAGGCGUGGAGCAAAUAUUCGCCGAAUUAAAUAUACGCUGCGCGCGAUAGUUCGGGGUACUAGUGCGAGUAUGGUUUCGUGUUAUUCUGAUCAAGUCUCAGCACACCUUCUCGGUGGUGCAACCAUGAGUCGCAAUGGAACUGGUAGCGAAGGAGUAACUAACCACCUUGGACAAGUUUUCAUGGGGCACGGGGCGGAAGUUCAUGCGGGCUUGGUGUGCUGCGAUGCGUCGGUCAUACCGAUGUCUUUGGGCGUGAAUCCGCUUGCGACAAUCACCGCGCUUGCAGAACGGUCGGUGGCGCUGCUUGGGAAAAAGAGAUGUUUAGAAUUUGACCUUGAGACGAAGAAUGGGGAGAUAAAUGCUGACAGCAGGCCGAGAGUUUCACAUUCCACGGGUAAGGAAGGAAAGCACAGGGAUGGAGACUAUGUCUCGACAGGAUGGGAGUUUACCGAAGCUCUCGAGGGCUACAUUGCUGUCCCGGCGAGUGCAUCAGGAGUUGACUGUCAUAUUGCUGAACGAGAAGGAAGGAUCUCGUCAUCGUUAUUGCGAAUUAUCCUCACGGUCGAGAUAUAUCGUAGAGUGCAAGGGGCCACAGAACCCAGGUAUAAGGGUAUCUGCACCGGAACCGUCUCAUGCCGAGCCCUGUCCAGGCUACCGAUGAGGGCUAUCAGCGGAGAGCUGGAUUUUUUCGUUCCAGAUGAGCAGGGUACCGAUUCAACAACGCUGUCGUAUACCCUACCACUCCGGAAUGUGGAAGGCACGGAAUUGACAUUGACCGGACUGAAGACCAUUGAUCUGUCCAGUGCACUCUCCAUCCCAAGGUUGUGGAAAGCCACUACCACGGUGGAAGUUCAUGUGACGGACGCCAGAGGUGAGAGGAUAGGUGCCGGUGUCGUACGUAUUCCCGGAAUGUCGUCCCUGUACCGGCAAAUGAGGACAUUUCACCAGACCAAAAAGCCUGCGCACAUUUCAAUGCUGGUGGUGUUCUUGCUCUAUUUCAUGUUCCAACUCAUCGUCGUCUUCUUCCAUCCGCUCAUUUCGCGUUUCUGGGAUCGAGCCCACCCUCGAACUCAAGAGAAAGAGCGAAGCCACGGUCGAGACAGUGGCAAACAGAGACCAUCAGCAAUCCACGAAAUUGUCACGUCCGACAACGUCAAGGUGAAACUCGACGUAUACAAUGCGGCCAAGACGGACUCACAGCAGCCGCCGAUACUCUUCCUCCCGGGCAUCACCGGCCUCAACCCCGCUCACUCAAUCUUCACCCUCCCCUUCCAGCGCUGCAACAUGGUCGAGUAUUUCGCCUCCCGAGGGCAUCGAUGCUACGUCUUAACGCCACGAUGGGGUCUUGAUGAGCGAGUCGCAGGAGAAUGCACCGUCUUCGACAGCCGUCUCGACAUUGCCGCCGCUUUGGAAUACAUCGGCCGUGCCAGCGAGAAUUCAAAGCCAUACAUAGUAGCACAUUGCCAGGGCUCCGUGGCGCUUUCAAUGGCCCUGCUGACAGGGACCAUCAAAGCAGAUCAGAUUCUCGGCAUAACAGCCAACUCAGUCUUCAUGAACCAGGUCUUCGCGUACUGGAACGCCAUCAAGGCCUCAUCUCCGCUGCUCAUUCGGGCGUAUGAAUUGCUGGACGGUCCGUACUUCCCAAUCGACUUUUCAACGAGGACGAAGUCAGUAUCGCAGCGUAUCCUGGACUUCUUGCUCUCGCUAUACCCUGUUCCCCGACGGGAUAGAUGCUCGUCGCCAGCCUGCCACCGCACAAGCUUUGCGUUCGGGUUGCUCUGGAACCAUCGGAAUCUAGAUCGAAGAAUCCACGAUAACAUUGAUCGGUUCUUCACGGGGACAUCUACCAAGAGCUUGGAGCAUAUCACGCGCAUGGACUCUGCGGGGAGCUGUCUUGACAAUAACCUUAAUUCCCUCUUAACAAUCGAGAAUCUGGAGAAUCUGCGCGGAGUCCCGAUUCUCUUCAUAUCUGGGUCUGAGAAUGAGGUGUUUAGUCCGGAGACGACCUUGAAGGACUAUGAGUUGUUGCGACGGGCUUUCGGGGAAGGGAUGUAUCGGAGGUUCUUGGUGGACGGCUAUGGCCACCUUGAUCCGAUUGUUGGUAAGAAUGCAGAGAGGGAUGUUUAUUGGAGAGUCAAGGGACACGUGGAGUGCUGCUUGCAAAAUGAGCACACGAGGACAAAUGAGCCGAAUGACUUGGAAUUCAGGACUGAAGGCGAACACUGUACCCUGAACUAUUCCAAUCAGCCAGGGAAAGACAUGAAUGGCGUAUCCAAUGGGACUAGCUGCUGA
Messenger RNA from Aspergillus mulundensis, 3438 nucleotides. RefSeq lists its product as uncharacterized. Bases 1 to 3438 code for a protein of 1145 amino acids. NCBI's taxonomy places the organism in Eukaryota, Fungi, Ascomycota, Eurotiomycetes, Eurotiales, Aspergillaceae. The record is from RefSeq and is a predicted model, not a curated record. Gene Ontology annotation, molecular function: flavin adenine dinucleotide binding; oxidoreductase activity, acting on CH-OH group of donors. The transcript is spliced from 8 exons.